Porites evermanni is the source of this 10393-nucleotide messenger RNA. The record is from the annotation of a GenBank genome assembly. Lineage: Eukaryota; Metazoa; Cnidaria; Anthozoa; Scleractinia; Poritidae.
CGCCAUUUUGUUUAGGUAGCGAACCUGAACUCGUGGCCUCGGUAAGUUCGGUUGAAAAACAGCCAAUAUUGAUAAGAUGGACGAAAAACCGAUACGAAUGGAAUGCCCUAGCCUUCCCAAUGGCUGGCAGCGUGAAAUUGUGAUGAGAAAGUCUGGAUUAUCUGCCGGAAGAAGCGACGUUUAUUAUUACAGGUAUGGUUUUAUGAUCGAUUUUACAACCCUCUAAAUGGUAUCAAGCUAGGGUGGAUCGUUUUCCUUUAAAUUCUGAUUCAGAUUGUUUGGUUUUAUUUGUCUUUUUCGUUGUUGUUGGAAAUCGUCAUGCCUUCUGAAUUGUCGAUGUUUCGCAUUUUUGGUCUCGUUAACUUUGAGGGACUUUUCGGCGGUUANUAUUACAGGUAUGGUUUUAUGAUCGAUUUUACAACCCUCUAAAUGGUAUCAAGCUAGGGUGGAUCGUUUUCCUUUAAAUUCUGAUUCAGAUUGUUUGGUUUUAUUUGUCUUUUUCGUUGUUGUUGGAAAUCGUCAUGCCUUCUGAAUUGUCGAUGUUUCGCAUUUUUGGUCUCGUUAACUUUGAGGGACUUUUCGGCGGUUACUCAAUCUACUAAGGGACUUUCCAUUGUUUGAAUAGUAGUAUCCAGGACGCGUUUGUUCGCUUAAUGAUCACCGGGAUUAUUUUAAUCCCACGUUAUUUGUAGGAGAAGGAGACUUUCCAUUAGAUGUGCCCAGUUAGUGCCCUUCUAAACAAGUUCCCACACAUGUCAGGCUCAUCUGUGAUCUUGAGAUUCCCCUUUUAAACAUUAUUUGCAUAAUUAACCAAAAAAAGUUGAAGGUACCUGUACGAAGUGUUUGAUACCAGUGGGAGAAGCUACAGAAUACAGGGCCAUAUCUUAAGGUCUUAAACAGAAGUGGCUCGAAGGGUUGCUAGUCAUGACGAGUGUUUAAAGAACAAAAAGACGUAACACAUGAUAAAGUAAAAGACCGGUGUGCAACAAACGUAGACAGCAAUUUCACAACAUUGUUGUGAAAUGUUUUUACAGAUUCCCUAUCCCUAAAGUUUAAGUCUUCUAAAAGUCUAUUUAGGGAUAGGGAAUCUGUUAGAGCAUUUCACAACAAUGUUUACCUUAUUUACCUGCCAGUCUGCAAGUCUGCAGUCUGCAUUUGUCGCACACCAGUAAAAGACAGACAUAAAGAAAGACAUACACCUAUUUCAAUUAAGGUUGCUUCUGAGAAGAAUAAUGCCUGAUCCAUGUUUCUUAGUCCGCGGUGCCUUAUUGUAAUUAGAAACUUUAAGAUCCAACAACGCGACGGCGACAAGAACGUCGCUUAAAAAGUGAAUUUGCGGUCUUUCAGUCUUAAUAGUGAUCCUACCCACUUACUUUGCAAAUUGUAGGCGAACCCUCCUGAAGCUGAAUUUCAAGGGACCAUAUUCAAGCUCAGAAAGAGAAAUAAAAUUUUGUCGUUGCUUGUUUACGUCCUCCAGAAAACGCAAAUUAGGCGUUUUCACAUCAUAGUUGUGCAAAAACGGGAAAGAAAUGUACAAAAAAGUGUGAUGCACGUGCCAAGUUGUUGUUUUGCUGAUUAAACCUAUAGUUUUUCUGACGUUCUCGUUGUUGUCCUCGUCAUUGGAUCUUAAAGUCCCUAUAUGUGCCCGCAACGAGCCUAGAAAGCAAACGCUGCAAACGCUUCUAUGCUAUGUCAGCAGAACGUUAAGACAAUGUAUUUCAAAACACUGAAUCCUAGGCUUUUUAAUUUAAGACAGUGAUUUGAGGUAAGGUUUUUCUCUGUGGUAAUAUGCUGCAAAUUUUCAACGAGUUUGCUUCGCUCGUGCACGUGGGAAUUUUGGAUAGAGUUUAAAAAAAAUCAAAUUCAAGGCGUUUGUCGAACAACAAUAAAUAACUUAACAUUACGUGUUGAUUUAUUUUUGAGGCAAUUUUUUAAAACUGAAUAAGAAAAAGAAUAGCGUUGAUUUGCUUUAUUAAAAUAACCAGCAUUCUGGCCCAUGCAAAAACGCAGCUUAAUCAGGUGGUAGAACCCUAUUCAUUUAAUGUUGUUAGAAGAAGAGGCUUCUAAUUGUUUACUUUGAGAUUUUUAAAAAUGAAAUUUUUCAGCUUGCUCAUGCUUCAGAAUUUUAGCAGCCAUUUGACUUGAAAGCUGUCUUGAACACCUUUUCACAAAUGGUCACCAUUAUUUCAAUGAACGUGAACAAGAUUAAACUUCCCGCUACAAAAGGGUUUAUCAUAGUACACUGCAGGCUAUGAAACGUGGUUCACGGGAGCAACCUUAACGGGAAUAGGUGUAUACAUAUGAGUUUGGCAAGUUUUAAAGAACAAGUAUAUAGUUAGUGGCUCAAUGGCUCAUCAGUCGAUGUGAGUGUCUCUGUCAAAGAAUAAGAAAAGUAUAUAAUUUAGUGGCUCAGCAGCUAAGCGGCUUGUCAGUCAAGGUUACUGUCUUACUCAAGAAAGGUAUAUGUUUUGAUGGCUUGGUGGCUUAUCAGUGACUGCCGAGCCACCAAGCCACCAGAACAAAUAUAUACCGAGAAAAUUUGCCCUGUAUUCUGUAGUUAUGCCCGCCACUGGAAAGGUGGUGUAUUCUAGUGAUUUUGCUGCAUAGCAGGUAAUCCAUUUUUCUGCAAUUAAUUUUUGUAUAGAAACUGGGAUACUUUUAAAUCAAACUCUUGCAUCAACUUAAGGCCCUUGAGAUAGAAAAUAAGUACCAUGUAAGCAUGAAAUUUCACUGAUUUGAAACCAGCAUACCCAAAUAGCUUUGACUAUUGCUGCGAGUGUUGCAAUAGUAACAACAUUAUCAUGUUAUAUCUGAGACCAGACAACCUUUCCAUGGCCAAACAAUUUUGAUUAUUAUAACUGAUACCAGACAACCUCUCCAUGGCCAAACAAUUUUGAUAAUCUAAAACUUGAGAAAAAUUAAAAGUCAUGACAUAAUUAUCAUCGUGAAGUAGACAAUGAGGAGAGGAAUGCCUGUUAGCCAGCAAAGAAGCUAACAGAAAUAUGAAAUGUGAGGCCGUUGAAAAUUUUUAAGAUUUUUGGAGAAACCAAGGACUCUUGUCUUUUUUAAUAAGUGGCAAUCCUUAAGAAACAUGUAACUACAUGUACAAUAAGUCCAAACCCUGUUUUUUUCUCAAUACAUUAGGCAAAUUGAUUAUUAUCAAGAAAUAAAAAAUAAAUUGUUUCUUUAAUAAUUUUACUAGCAAACAACAACAACAACUGUCAAAAAAGGAAAGAAGCACAAGAACACAUAAAAAGUUCGUAAUUCUGUAAAAAUGUUUAGUUUCUUUUAAUCUCUCAAAACAACUCAGGUGAAAAAGUAGUUGGACAUGGCUAACACUGGGAAAUGGAUACUUCUCUUCAAUUUUGAACUGGAAAACUUUCGCUGCAAAUUCUUCUUUAAGUUGCAAUCUCAAUGUCAGUGACAUGAUGGGGUUAGGGUAACGUACCAAGUGUUAUGGUUUUAGGCUAGAUAAUAAACCAAGUUUUUGAAGAUUGGUUUGAAAAGGGUAUAUCCAAAGUAAAGUACCUCCAAACAAGAAANCUGUAUUCUGUAGUUAUGCCCGCCACUGGAAAGGUGGUGUAUUCUAGUGAUUUGGCUGCAUAGCAGGUAAUCCAUUUUACUGCAAUUAAUUUUUGUAUAGAAACUGGGAUACUUUUAAAUCAAACUCUUGCAUCAACUUAAGGCCCUUGAGAUAGAAAAUAAGUACCAUGUAAGCAUGAAAUUUCACUGAUUUGAAACCAGCAUACCCAAAUAGCUUUGACUAUUGCUGCGAGUGUUGCAAUAGUAACAACAUUAUCAUAUUAUAUCUGAGACCAGACAACCUUUCCAUGGCCAAACAAUUUUGAUUAUUAUAACUGAUACCAGACAACCUCUCCAUGGCCAAACAAUUUUGAUAAUCUAAAACUUGAGAAAAAUUAAAAUUCAUGACAUAAUUAUCAUUGUGAAGUAGACAAUGAGGAGAGGAAUGUCUGUUACCCAGCAAAGAAGCUAACAAAAUAUGAAAUGUGAGGCCGUUGAAAAUUUUUAAGAUUUUUGGAGAAACCAAGGACUCUUGUCUUUUUUAAUAAGUGGCAGUCCCUAAGAAACAUGUAACUACAUGUACAAUAAGUCCAAACCCUGUUUUUUUUCUCAAUACAUUAGGCAAAUUGAUUAUUAUCAAGAAAUAAAAAAUAAAUUGUUUCUUUAAUAAUUUUACUAGCAAACAACAACAACAACUGUCAAAAAAGGAAAGAAGCACAAGAACACAUAAAAAGUUCGUAAUUCUGUAAAAAUGUUUAGUUUCUUUUAAUCUCUCAAAACAACUCAGGUGAAAAAGUAGUUGGACAUGGCUAACACUGGGAAAUGGAUACUUCUCUUCAAUUUUGAACUGGAAAACUUUCGCUGCAAAUUCUUCUUUAAGUUGCAAUCUCAAUGUCAGUGACAUGAUGGGGUUAGGGUAACGUACCAAGUGUUAUGGUUUUAGGCUAGAUAAUAAACCAAGUUUUUGAAGAUUGGUUUGAAAAGGGUAUAUCCAAAGUAAAGUACCUCCAAACAAGAAACAACAAAUUUGUGACUCUCAAUGAUUUUGCCCCCAAAUGUGAUGUUAUGUUAUGCUUCAUUAGGUUUAUUUUUAACAAUUAAUGAAUGAGGCUGAUUAUCUUAUGAAGAAUUAUGGAGAUUGAGGAGGGUGUUAUCCUGUUAUCCUGAGGCAGAUAGCACCCUCCGAGAUCUCCAUAAUUCUUCAUAUUUAUACGAAAGCCGAAUUCAAUAAUUGUUUUAUUAUUCAUUCAAAAUAAUUCAUAGUUUAAAAACAUGGCUAAACAUGCUUACCUCCAUCGACCCAUCGGUGUUAAGCUCAUCUUCGAUAGUGGACGUUUAGGGUUGUUCAGCUCCGCAAAUAUUCUCCAAAUAGCAGAUGUCCCCCUUCGAGUUGUCUUCUUGCUGUUCUUGCCAUGUUUUUAGUUACUUUUUCGCCUAGUUCUUACUCUUGAAACGAGUGAAAUGUCCACCAUUUUUCAAGUUCAGAACGAAAACAACUCAACCUCGUCCCCAGGUCUUCUCUGUUAAGGGUGCAUUAACCUGUAGAAGGCUGCAUUUUUGACAUCAUUUUCUCGUGAAACACAAAAUUCUUCCAAAUUGGGUCAUCAGUAACUGGUUAUGGUGAAUUAUGCGGGUGCUUUUAGCCAAUCAGAAUUGGGGAAAUAUUUUGAAUGAAUAAUAACAGCUGUUAAAUACCUUUGCCAAAUUUUACCAAAUCUGGCAGGUGAGGCAAGAGACUACAACUUUGAAACAUUACAUGUAUGUGACAAAAAUAUUGUAAAACUGAUCAGAGCCGAAAGUUUAACCUCAUGUAACAGCCAAAGUAAAUGCUUUCAGGACUGUUAAUACUUAAGAGAGAAAAAAAGCUUAAAUUGGGAACUUGCCUACAUGUAUCACAUGGCACUUUGAUGCCCAAGGAGCACAAGACUAAUCAAGUUUUAGUUUUAACUUUUACAUAGACUCAAACCAAAUAACGAUAACUUACUUAAAAUUGGAAGAAAAUGGCAACUUUACUUUUUGCUGCAAUUCCUUAGAGACGUCAAUAGUCAUCUUUUUUUGGUCAUACCAUGUUACGUCCUCCUUUUGGAAAAGCAUGACUGAUUGCAUGGCUCAAAGAUUACAACUAACUGGUUGCAUAUGCGACUGGAUUUUUGGUUGUGCACCUAAAAAUUCAUAUGUAAUUGCACUUGUGCACCACAAAACCCAAAGCACAGUGCGACUGACUUGCUUCCCACCAUACUUACGUGCUCGAACUAAAAAGACGUUAAACAGUAGCUUCAAGCAAAUUAUGAAAGAAAAAGUAGUGUAGAAAUAGCACAACGAGGCUCUAAAUAAUAAGUUACAUUGUUUUUCUUUCAUCUGUGUUUGUUUAAUUCGUCUUUUCUCCCAACGGAUUCCAUGGACCCAAAUUUUCAUUUUCGUUUUGAUGUUCUACUCCAUCCCAUACUCUUCUGUUUUGUAAUAAACGCUGCUGACAAAUUUAAAUAUGCUACGAACAAAACACAUGCUUUUUGCGAAUAGGCGAUCGUGUCGAGCGUUCAGUUUUAAGGUCAAUCAAAACAAAAAAAACAGUGCAGAUUAAGGGCCUUUUUUUUCCAUGUAAGAAAGUUUUUAAGCCAUAUCCCAGUUACAUGUAAGUCAUUGAGCAUUUUUAAACAAAUUCAUCAAAGAUUAAUUUUCAUUCUCAUUUGACACACUCAUUGUUGUCAGUUUUGAAUUUUUUUUUGAAGUGUAUGUUUUCUUUAGUCACAACUGUACUGUCAAAAAGAGAAAUUAGUAUUAAAAAUCACAGAGGGUAUUACUUCUUAGCAAAUCGGCUGUGUUUUAUCAAUCACGAGACUGAAAUAAAGGUAACAAACUGAAUAUGACAUAUAAACGUGGCACUAUUAAGUUUUUUACUUUUUCUUUUGAAAAAGAUGCUCCCAAUAUUAUAAACUGUGCUCUACAAUUUUCAGCUGUCUGCCUAAAAUUUCGGCAGUGCACGUAAAAAUUUACAUCUGGUAGUACAAGUGUUGCCAAGCUCAAAUUUAAACUCUGAGCCCUGGAUUGACUUCAAAACUCUCUUCCAAUACUCUUCAAAUACAACUUGUUUAACAAAACUGCAUUUGGGCGUGAGGUCAGAAUCUCAUUCAUCAAAAUACUUGCUUCAGUUGUUAAAGUACUGUCUCCUGCUAGUACAGUUCCAUAUUUGGCAAGCAAGUAAUUAACAUACCAUCUUCUAUACAUGUUCCUAACCAUAUAAAAUCAAGAUCUACAAACUUGGGCAACACCAAAAAAUAGAACUUCCUUGCAGAUACUUUUUAAUAGUUUUAACUUGUUUUUCCCUUCCCUUGACUGAAAAAUACUGGAAAUUUGUUUAAUUUUUUGUACAUUCAUUAUAUGGAAUUACAUUUAAUAAAUAAAUUAAUUAAUUAAUUUCAAACAACAGGGUUGUUUAUCUUAUCAGCAGGAAAUUUUUUAAAAAAGUUAUUGGGUUAAUGAACGGAAAUUUUGUUAUUCCAUUUUCCAUCACUAUUGCUAAACAAUAUUGCUGUUUAAAUUUUCUUAGUUUCCUAAACCUUCAGAAAGCGAAAAUUGAACUUUUUUCAUUUUCCCGAGAAAAUGAAAAUUAAGGAUAGACAUUGAAUUUCAGUUUUCAUUUUCUGUUGUUAACAAAACUCACAAAGAGAUAUUUUUGGAAAUGUUAAUGCAUACUUUUGGUGCACGUUCAUAAAGUUUUUAGGUACGUUUACCCCACCAACAUGCAAUUAUUACUGAUAAGCAAAUUAUACCCUUUUUACAGGAAACCCUUAGAUUACAAACAACAAAUCAUAUGAGCUAAACUUUUCUUUCAUAAUUAUAUGAGUGUCAGACAUUAUUGCCUGGGUUUGCGGUAAACCUAAUUUUCCAAACAAAUCUGUUCCUAAAAUGAACACUUAAGAAUGAUGAGGUGUUAUAACAGGGUGUGGAGGAGGGGUCCUGAUCCCGCAUUCCCGCUCUUUACUCACGAAAAUCCCGCAUUUCGCACUUUUUUUCAUCGCUUUCCCGAAACCCGUUUUUUUGUGUUCAAAAUAUGUACGUUAAUUAAAAAAACUAAUUGAUUGAUAUUUUGAAUUUACGAGUGUUUUACGGCCAUUGCAUAAAAGGGAAAUAACUUUUCAUACCUCAGUUUGACCAACCGGAGGGGAAAAGGAGGAAGAAACGAAGAGGAGGAGAGAGGAGGGCGGGUUUCUUCCCCCCUUCUCUCUCAACCCCCACCCCCACGAUGUUUUUUCUUGCUCCCUUUUCUUUGCGCUGCCCCCACAACUGAACGCCUGAAACGUGAAAUUCUGGCGCUAGAGAACUCUUUGUGGCCUCAAGAAACGACACCAAAACUCUUGACUGUCUUAUUCACAAGAGCAGAGCUAGGAUCACUGUUCUGUUUGCAAUAUCUUAAGUUUAAUGGAUCAAAGUAUCUCUUCAACUUAUACAAUAAAUGUGAAGAGCUUGAGCAAUUGAAGACAUAAGCACUAGGUCAUUAAAAACCAUGUGUACUUUUCUGGCAUCCGCUUGAAACUGUAAGUCUUUUAUCCGCUCGUCCGUUGAUUACUUGAUAGUUUCGAUUAUGUAAUCAUUACCUACGUCACUCUUUUUCAUAGCCAGGAGAACGCUCGCCUGUUCGACUUCGCAUUUGCCGCUAGAACGUACGACUUCCCGAAUUUCCGACAGACGGGCAAACAAAAUCGCGCACCCCGUGCCCAAAUUUUGGUGAAUCCCGGUAACAGUCAAAUCCCGUUUCCCGUCAAGAUAUUUUGCGUUUUCCCGAAUCCCGCUCCGUAUUUUGUUCAAAUCCCGGAUCCCGAAAAUACCCUUCCAGAUCCUGUUUUAACAGUGAUUAAAUUUAACAUUAUAUCGGAGAAGGCCUGGCGUUAGUGCUGGCACAGGUACAGCAUAAUAUGACGUCUGAACUUGGAGGUGACUUAAGCAAGGUGUAGAGUCAGAUAAAAACAAACAAAGAAGAGAAAGAAGACGAGACAAAACCCGGCGAUGGUUCGAAUUCAUUAAUUAUUUCAUUUGUAAAAACUUUGACAACUGCUUUAGCCGUUUUCGUUUGAUAUGGAACGGUGCAUAUUUUCCAUCCUGGACCCAUUUAUCUUUUAGUUUAAGCAAUUAAGUAAGUUGGUAAACAACAAAUUCAGCAAAUAUAGAUCUUUCCAUAGGUACUCAAGUUUGCCAAUUUUGUUUAAACCUGACAGAGUUAAACACAGAAAACCUAGUAACAUUUUGAGGACAAGAUUAACUUGAUGUUUUGGACGGACGUAAUCACCAGAAUGACUUAGACACGGUAUAAUAUCCACACCACAAAACAACAGCUAACCAACAUAGUCUCCGCAACACCAAGAAACACCCCAAAAAGAGGAGUUGGUGAAAAACCAAUGCGGUUUAUCGACAUUCGCUGGUGUUCGCCAAAGGGUUACUAGUCUCUCACCCAGCCGUUUUUGCCUCGUCACGCAACGCUCCUUCCCAACAAACGGCUGCUAGUUACAUUCGAACCACAUUCCUUUCCUUAUUUUACUGUAAGUGGCGUAGUACAUUCAGCGAACAUAGAGAUAAGACCAUGCUUCGAGUGUUUUUUAACCGCCCACCUCAAAAAGUGGUCGCGGUCGUUUACGAGAGGAUCUAAUUAAUUCGCCCCUGGAAAUUUUGCCUUGCCUGCGUGGCAGGCGUUUGAAAGGGAAGGGAAAGGGAGUUUUAGGCAAGAGAGAAACGCGAGGGACGUUUCCCUCGCGCCCAAAACCCCCUUUCCCUUCUGUUUCAAACGCCUGCCACGCAGGCUAAAUUUUGCCGAAAAACGCGUUUUGAAGCUAGUCGAGCGGUUUUCUGGUCACUGUCGUGCUAUAAAUAGCUAUAACUUACCAUAAAGCCUUUUACAGGUCUUACACUUGUGCGGUCUUCUGAUCUAUUAGCUUGCGAAGUUCGGGCAUGCGCAGCAAGUGAACAUGAUCCUUGCAAUACAAUGAACAACCCAAGCGGUUGAAAACGUGAAAAAUACUGAUCAGGCUUCACUUUCACAUGUAUAAUUAUUCUGAUUAUUAUCUGGUAUUUUGUCCGUUUUCUUUAACUUGUAAUGUUUUUUUCUUAAACAGUCCAGAUGGAAAGAAAAUUCGCUCCAAACCUCAGCUGGAAAAACAUCUUCCAGACUUGGAUCUGGGCAACUUUGAUUUUCGAAGUGGUACUUAUUGCCGACGAAGCAAACGUAAGCAAGGUGACAAGGAUCAGAGUUUUUGGCGCGACUUAAAUGGAGGCAUCAUCCCAGCUCCGGUGCGUCAAUCCAACAAAUCACUGUCAACACAGAAAGUCACAUAUUAUCCUCCAUCUAUGGUGGUGGCAGGUCCAAAAGAGAAAAAGCGCAAACAUGAUAAUGCAGUGAAUACAAAAACUGACAAAGAUAAACCAAAACAGCUGUUUUGGGAAAAAAGACUACAAGGGAUCCAGGUUAGAUCGAUGGAUGAAAACGUGAUUAAAUGCUUUCAAUUGCCGAGCCAAAUAAAGAGUGUUGGGCCCAGUAUAAAUCAGAAGAGUUUAAUGCACUCGUUAGUGACAAAUUUAUACAACAAAGCAAGUGUCAAAGGGCAAGACAGGUCGGCAGUAGCCUUGGAGAAACAUCCUGAGGUGUGGCUUAAUGCUGAACAGCCUCUGUGCGCACCAUUUGUUAUUACGGAGGCAGAUAUUAAAAAACAAGAGGAAAAAGUAUCCACAUUGAGGAGGCAGUUAUCUGAGGCUCUUGUUGAAUACGAACAUUUGAAGAGAGACCUCCCGGUAAAGUAGGCGGAAUGCAUGUAUGCAACAUAAGUCGCUCAAGACAACUCUGCAAUUAUCUUUCUGAAAUCUAUUUUUCUAACACUUCUUGCCC